This is a messenger RNA of Liolophura sinensis, 2161 nucleotides long. RefSeq lists its product as uncharacterized. The coding region runs from base 132 to 1190 and encodes 352 amino acids. The record is from RefSeq and is a predicted model, not a curated record. The transcript has 7 exons. Lineage: Eukaryota; Metazoa; Mollusca; Polyplacophora; Chitonida; Chitonidae.
CUUUACAUGGAUAGAAAUGACUGGAUUGUAAAUUAAUGAUGAUUUGUCUGUGGGAAUUUUGACAUUACCUUAUAACAUAAAUCUUCUUUUGUGUGUGUAGGAACUCAACGAACAAGUUUAUUGACAAAACUAUGUUGCAAGGUGAUGUCCCAAACUCCGACAAGUUAAACCCUCCGUACAAUUUCCAAGGAAUGUGCAGUACAGAUGGCGAUCUUCCUGAUAAAACCCCAAAGGCACCCGGUAGAUCCCGUAAAGGAAAGCUGUAUGACCCCAAACCCACAGUCGAAUCCGAGGAGAUCAAUCUUUGGGGCAACUCUGACGAAGAAGAACGCGUUCUUCAACAAGUGCGAGAGAAAUUUACUCAGUCUAAGCACGCUGUGCCAGUACAUCGGAGCCCUGUGCAGGCUACACCUGUCAAACAGGAGUCUGCUCAGUCUGCCGGCAACUCUCAUGGCGACCCGAACCGUAACCCUGGGACUGUUUCCAUGGACAAGCAGAAGGUAACAACAAACAGGAACUCGAACCAUUCCCUUGGUGCCUCUGGGAAGAAUGGCAAACAGAUGUCCCGAAGCAAUCAGGACUUUGUUACAGAUGUGGGCCAAGGUGUACAAACCUUCAUGGCCCUCGGUGAUGUUGUCAACCGAGAACACUCCCCAUCAACCGGCAAGUUCAUUAGACAAGUGCUGGUCGAGGACGGCCCGCACGGUAAAAGGUACUUGUAUCAAUUUGACCAGAGCAAUAUGCAAUAUUACGAGGUUGAAGAUGUCAGUUCCAGCUCAGUGAUGCCACGGUUGGCAGAAAAGGUUGAGAAAGUGGCAGAGCGCGGUUUCCAGGAGCUCUUCGGUUGCCUGAAGAUAGUGUUCAUAUGUGUGGUGCUUUUUACCGUGGAACUUAUGAAGUUUUUGUUCCGAACUGUACUGGGUCCUAUAUUGUCAGGGUUUAUCAGCGCUGUGGGAGAUCACCUGUUAAAACCGGUGUUUGCGGGGCUCUUUAACUCCUUGCUGCAUCCAACUUUUGCUCUUUUGUGGAAUAUCCUAGCAAGCCUGCACAACGCCUUAGGUCCACUGCUUCAAAUCACCAGAGAAAUGGUUAGCCAACUGGCCUUGCUAUUUGCGGCUUGUCGCUUGGUACAGAUAACGACAGUGUCAGACAAGAGAGCCGAGCACUCACAGACAAUACAGAAUGUUUAGCUGCAUCUUGGCAAAAAACAAAACACUUUUAACUAAUAUUACAUUUUUCAUGAUUCUGUACACCAUAUUUACUACGUUUAUUGUUUUAUUACUUGAACUAAAUCUUUGACGUCAUAUCAAAAAGAAUUAUGAUUUUAUAAAUUAACAUUUUAUGGUAUUUUCAUUUGUGGGAAAGCACUGAUCGAUAUAUUUUUUCUGCUCCAAAACCAUCAUGAUUCUUUGCUCUAUAUUUACAUGUCGAUAAUAUAUAUUUUAAUAAAUGAACUAUCAUUUUGAUUUUAUUUCAAUGACCUCAUUAAUAUAAAAUUUAAUCAUAAUUAUGUGGUAUUGUUAUGAAUUAACGUAUUUUUGGAAUUGCCUUUUGUGAGAAAGGAAAAAUAGAUAUAUUUAUCGGUUCAAAAGUGUGAAAGCAAACGGCAACCUGCGAUAAUGUACAUUUUUCACCUCAUAUGUCAACGAUACAUUUUGCAUAAAGAACCGUGGUGAACAUGCAGUUCAACGUAAAAGCUGUUAGGGAGUUGUUUGAGUUUUUGACUUUCGAGAUGGCUGUGUUUGCGAAUGUAGGACACAUGGUGUAUUCUAGGCAUAUAGGCAUUUUCACUGAAUGAUGUAACUCUUAUUAGUGGGGGCCUCUGUGGCUCAGUUGGUUAGCGCGCUAGCGCAGCGUAAUGACCCAGGAGCCUCUCACCAAUGCGGUCGCUGGGAGUUCAAGUCCAGUUCAUGUUGACUUCAUCACAGGCCAUACGUGGGAAGGUCUGACAGCAACCUGCGGAUGGUCAUGGGUUUCCCCCGGGCGCUGCCCGGUCUCCUUCCACCAUUAUUCUGGCAGCCGUCGUAUAAGUGAAAUAUUCUUGAGUACGGCGUAAAACACCAAUCAAAUAAAUAAAUAAAUCUUAAUAGUGAUAUGGUGUGCUUCUCACAUUAUGAACUCCUUAUUUAAUAAAUUUUUAGUUGUACUGUUGGUGUUUUUU